Messenger RNA from Prorocentrum cordatum, 489 nucleotides. Lineage: Eukaryota; Dinophyceae; Prorocentrales; Prorocentraceae. The record is from the annotation of a GenBank genome assembly.
AUGGCAUGGCCCUGGCUCCCUGCCAGGCCGUCGGGCAGAGCGCUGCCGGCUGGUCAUGCAGCGCCUUCCAAAAAAACGCCACCCAGCGUGCGGGCCGCCGUGCUGCGUACCUGGGCGAAUGGAUGGUGCGCCGGGCGCCGCUUCGGCGCCCGCCGCGGCUGGAGCGCGUUCGGCUGCAGGCUGGGCGACGAAGACAUCAGGCACUACGUCUGCUGCCCGAAGCUGUGGCGCUUCGAAGCAUCCAAGCUGGGCUUGGUGGACCCUGGCGCCCUAGCAGAGCGCACUACCCACGCGCUCCUGUGGCAGCCCGGCGUCCCUGCGGAGGAGGUCGCCGGGACGGCCACCAUGGUCGCGGUCGGCUACAAGGCGCACGCCGCGUUCCGGCACGCGGCCGGCGCACGCCUCGACGUCCCGAGGUUGCUCGCCGAGGUGUUGGCGCAGCUGCAGAAGCCGCAGGUCGCGGCAGGUGCCGCUGCCGACGGUGGGUGA